AUGGCCACAGAACGCUCUUUGGCGACGCUGCUGCGGUCGCUGCAAGCGACUUCCAGCUUCCAAGAUGCUGCUAACCUGCUUCCCACAGCUACCAGCUUCCUGUCUAUGCUGGGAAAUCCCUUGAAUUUGACACUUUUAUCUUCUCAACUCCUCUCCGCGCCUUCGCUUUGGAGUCAACCCGUCGAUCUCCAACAAUGCCGCAAGAUCCUCAGUGUCUUCAACACGGCGGCCAUCGCAGUCUUGCAGGAUGACAAUACCGAUGAACCCCGGAUACCGUACGGAAGGAAUAGAAAGAUUGAUUGUGUUGCAUGGGUCAAGGCCGUCGCUGGGGGCGCUGACGAUAAGUCCCCGCGAUGGAGGCACAUGCUGUUGCUGGGUGGAAUCCUGAUGGGAUUCGAAGGACAAAACCGACAAGGCUUACCACGAAACAUUCGGGCAAAACUCGAGGCCGCGCUUGCGAGAGCAACGCAAAUGGCGCUCGAGGAGCUGGUGGGCCCUGAGACUGGAAUUGAGGGCCAGUGCAUCACGAUGGUGUUGAACUAUAGCUUUGAGCUUUUGUCAGAUCUCGAGAGGAGCAAGCUGGACUAUGAUCGACUACUCCCGGCGAUGAUCCAUUCAGCAUAUUUGUCUUCGGAGGGUCUCGAAGGCGGGUAUUUCUUGGGGUCUAUUGACCGGGAUGUUAUUGAGGCCUCAGGGAAGCAGUUUCGAUGGUCGGCCAAAUCUCCGACAUUUGCAAUUGUCUCGGCGGUCGCUGCUCGUCCGCUUGUGUCGACUUUGGGACCUUUGUCUCGUCUCAUUGCGCAUUCUAUAGAUAAUGCUCGAGAUCCGAGAAUCGUCGCGCAGACUGUUGAUUAUCUCGCCGGAUUUGUUCGGACGCUGAUGGUUCAGUGGCGUCAAAAUAAGCUAUCUGAGAUUGACGCUGUGGAGGAAGCACAAUAUCUAGAUGCUGAAUCCCGAGAUAUAACACUUCCUGCCCUUUGGGCGAUGCUGCGAAAUUGCUUGUACUCGGUCGUGAUCGCCCUCCGAGCUGUGCUCGGGAGAACUAUCAAUGACCCGGGCCUUGGUGCCAACAGCAGCGCCCCAUACCUAUCGAUGCAAUGUCUACACAUCCUUCGCAACAUGUAUUUCAUAUCUUCGCGCCUUGGCCAGAAUGCCUCAUCGCAGCAUACAUUCGUGCUGCUGGCAGCCAUAGACAUCCUUUCACAAUACCCGGAUCUUGCAGAGAACUUCCUGCGAAGCAUCAAGCCCAGCGAGAUUGGACAAAUUCCCACACAUCCCGUCGAACGGUGUCUCGACCUCUUCUUCUUGAACGUGGCAGAGCACUUCCCGCUUGUUCUGUCGCCCGCGACUAACGAAGAACUACUCUUGGCCGCUGCUUUCCCAUAUCUUGCAGCCGGUGCCAACAGCCAACUAUUGGAGAUCUUCGAAGCUGCUCACAGCUUGGUGCUUGUCGUCUUCGCCAUUCCCCACAACGCGGAAUUAGCGGCCAAACAUCUGCCUUUCUAUAUUGAUAACCUCUUUGCCGUCUUCCCUCAUAACCUUUCAGCACGCCAAUUCCGUCUUGCUUUCAAGACAGUCAUACAAAUCACAGCACCUCCUUCACCCUUGGCAAAUAGCCAGCCACUUCUACCCUCGACCUUGCUCGAAGUCGUUCAUGACCGCGCCUUAAACGCCUCAUCUACGCCAAUGCCUCCACAGGGUCCAAAUCCAGACAUGAGCCAAAGUCCACCUCUUUCCGCACAGGCCGUCCUGACUCUUGCUCUGCUCGACUCGCUUUCAUUCCUCCGAGUCGAAGACCUCAAAGAAUGGCUUCCCUUGGCAGCGCAGUUGAUCAACAAGAUCUCUGACCGCAACAUGCGACAUGUCUGCAUCGACCGCUUCUGGGAAGCUUUGGCGGGCGGCGAGAUGGAUGUUGAUCGUGCCCACUGCUGUGUUACCUGGUGGAGCACUGAAGGCGGGCGUGAGCUUGUUUUAUUCGGUGCCGAGACCGGGGAAGGUGGAUCGGACGAAAAUGGGCCUUAUAUGAGUGGUGCUGUCGGGGGGGUCGCGCCUGAGAGUAAGCUAUAA
Penicillium bovifimosum is the source of this 2067-nucleotide messenger RNA. RefSeq names its product putative peroxisomal membrane protein Pex17 (gene pex8). The record is from RefSeq and is a predicted model, not a curated record. The transcript has 4 exons. NCBI's taxonomy places the organism in Eukaryota, Fungi, Ascomycota, Eurotiomycetes, Eurotiales, Aspergillaceae. Bases 1 to 2067 code for a protein of 688 amino acids.